Molecule: messenger RNA, 5822 nt
Organism: Stegastes partitus (bicolor damselfish)
Lineage: Eukaryota; Metazoa; Chordata; Actinopteri; Pomacentridae
Gene: cntn2
Product: contactin 2
Exons: 23
Coding region: 210-3332 (1040 amino acids)
Biological process (GO): cell-cell adhesion; brain development; axon guidance
Cellular component (GO): axon; plasma membrane
Molecular function (GO): cell-cell adhesion mediator activity
Source: RefSeq, a predicted model, not a curated record
UGCAGCAUUUUAGUAUUUUAUUUUGAAGGGGCUUUUUGUGGAAGCCGCAGCGCAUUGCUGUAAAUUGUCGGAAACUGCUGAUAAGAAGCUGCGUAGUUGAUGCAGACGGGCGAAAUCCGUCCUCUCUCCUCAAACCUUCUCAUGCUCCAGAAAGCAAUGGCAGUUUCCCUCCUGCUCCAGACCUGUUAGUGAUCCAGCUGCAGAUCCAGAUGAUGGGGCUCCUGCUGUGUCUGCUGGUCCUCAGCUCAGUGACCCUGAAGGAGGCUGUGGGUGGAGAUGUGUGUGUGUCAGGACACGACAGCGGGCCAGUGUUUGAAGAACAGCCAAGCAGCUUAAUUUAUCCAGAGGGCAUGACAGAAGGCAAGGUGACCCUCAGCUGUCAGGCCAGAGCCAACCCAGCUGCUUCCUACAGGUGGCUUUUGAACGGCACUGAGGUCCCACUGGGUUCGGAUCGGUACACCCUGGUGGCCGGCACGCUGGUGAUCAGCAACCCUGAGUCUGCUCGAGACACAGGCUCGUACCAAUGUCUGGCCAUCAACCGCUGUGGCACCAUCAUCAGCAGAGCAGCUAAUCUCAAAUUUGGCUACCUUCAUGACUUCCCUCCCGACACCAGGAGUCCUCAGACAGCAUAUGAGGGUGUAGGAACUUUCCUGGCCUGCCAGCCCCCUCCACAUUACCCAGCUCUGUCCUACCGCUGGUUGAUCAACGAGUUUCCAAACUUCAUCAGGAAGGAUGAUGGGCGCUGGUUUGUGUCACAGGUCACCGGGAACUUGUAUGUGGCCAAAGCAGAGCCAAAUGACACUGGAAACUAUUUCUGCUUCACCACCAUCAACAUGGACAUCAGCACCAAGAGCACCUUCAGCAAGGCCAACCAGCUCACUGUGCUUCCAGAUGCCAAUCCCAGGAAGUCUGCUCCGAGCAUUAAAGUGCGCUUUCCAGCAGAGACCUAUGCCCUAGCUGGACACACUGCCCAGUUAGAGUGCUUUGCUUAUGGAAACCCAGUCCCAAAACUGCGAUGGAAGAAAGCGGAUGGUUUGAUGCCAUCAAAGGCAGGUUUCUCUGUUGAGGGUCCCACCCUCACCCUGCCUGACCUCUCUUUUGAUGACGAGGGUAUUUACGAGUGUGAAGCCUAUAACUCAGAGGGAAGUGACACAUACCAGGGACGCAUCAAUGUGCAAGCUCAGCCGGAAUGGCUGCAGGUGAUGAGUGACUCAGAGGUGGAGAUCAGCUCAGAGCUUCACUGGAGCUGUGUGGCUGCUGGAAAACCACGACCCUCCGUACGCUGGCUACGCAAUGGACAGCCGAUUAGCACACAGGACCGGGUGGAGGUGAACGGAGCUCAUCUUAAAAUCAGUAACCUGGCCCUGGAGGAUUCUGGGAUGUACCAGUGUGUGGCUGAAAACAAGCAUGGUACCGUGUACUCCACUGCUGAGCUUAGAGUCCAAGUUCAGGCUCCAGAUUUCAGGCUGAACCCAGUACGGAGGUUGAUCCCAGCCGCUCGAGGAGGGCAAGUGAUGAUUGAGUGUCGCCCUCGAGCCGCACCAAAGCCCAGCCUGUUCUGGAGUCGUGGGACGGAGCUUCUCACCAACAGCAGCAGAGUCACAGUAACUCCAGACGGCAUCUUGUGGAUCCAUAACAUCAGCAGAGCAGAUGAAGGGAAAUACACCUGCUUUGCUGAAAACUACCUGGGAAAAGCCAACAGCACUGGACACCUGUCUGUCAGAGAUGCUACUAAGAUCACAUUGGCCCCUUCCAACGCUGACAUUAAUCAGGGAGAGAAUGUGACCCUGCAGUGCCAUGCCUCCCACGACCCCACCAUGGACCUGACCUUUACCUGGGCCCUCAAUGGGGUCCUGCUGGACUUGGAGAACUCUGCUGGGCCAUACCACCGGGUGGAAGGGAAGGAAAACAUUGGUGACCUGUUAAUUGUGAAUGCUCAGCUGAGUCAGGCAGGGAUGUACACCUGCACUGCUCAGACUGUGGUGGACAGCGCUUCUGCUUCAGCUAAACUAGUGGUUCGAGGCCCCCCAGGACCUCCUGGAGGUUUACUGGUAAAGAACGUAGCUGAGAUGUCGGUGGAGCUCAGAUGGAGUCGCGGCUACGAUAACCACAGUCCCAUUGGCAAAUACGUCAUCAUGGGCAGAUCAGCUCUCUCAUCAGAGUGGAAAAAGAUGAGGACAGAUCCAGUGAACAUCGAAGGAAACGCAGAGUCGGCUCGUGUGAUGGGACUCAUGCCCUGGAUGGAUUAUGAAUUCCAGGUCAUUGCCAGCAACAUCCUGGGCAGCGGAGAGCCCAGCAUGCCCUCCCACAUCAUCCGCACACAGCAAGCAGCUCCCACAGUGGCCCCGAGUGGACUUGGAGGAGGAGGAGGAGACCGCAAUGAGCUCAUUGUUACCUGGACGCCCAUGGCCAGAGAGUACCAGAAUGGUGACGGCUUUGGCUACAUCCUGGCAUUCAGGAAGAAAGACACGUCAUCGUGGACAGAGGUGCGAAUUCCCCAUGUGGAGUCAUCUCGCUACGUUUACUACAACGACAGCCUGACACCUUACAGCCCCUUUGAAGUGAAGAUUAAAGCUUAUAACCGCAGAGGAGAAGGUCCAUUUAGUCAAAUUGCUGUGGUCCACUCUGCAGAGGAAGAACCAAAAGUGGGACCUUCAAACAUCAAUGCCACGGCACUGUCCGCCUUUGAGAUCCAGGUUUCAUGGGAACCCGUCCAGCAGUUCAGUGCCAAUGGCAUCCUCCGAGGAUACGAGAUCCGGUACUGGCGGCAGCAUGAACGGGAAGCUGCAGCGGACCGGGUGAGGACAGCGGGCCUGGAACCUACAGCCAGGGUGUCUGGACUUCGACCCAGUACUCGAUACCACGUCGCUGUUCUGGCAUACAAUAGCGCUGGCACUGGGCCGCCAUCACCGCGCACCACUGUCACCACAAGAAAACCACCUCCAAAUCGUCCUCCUGGCAACGUGUCAUGGAAGACUCACGGCUCAUUGGUAACGGUGAGGUGGGACCAUGUGACAGCCAUGCACAAUGAGUCAGCUGUGCUGGGCUACAAAGUCCUGUACAAACAUGAGGACCAGGCAGCAUUGAAGUUUCUCGACAAGGCGAAGACUUCAGUGAACCUGCCACUGCCAAAAGACAAUGGUUACGUGGUAUUGGAGAUUCGAUCCUGGGGCGAGGGCGGGGACGGGCCGGCACAUGAGAUUAUCGUGUCCCGGGACUCAGGAACUGGCAUGAUGGUGCAGAAGGAUGCCUCCUCCACACUGUCCAGCCACCCUCUCCACCUCCUCACUGGCUGCCUUCUUCUCACCCUUGUGUCGCUGUCAGGCCUGUGAUCUCAGCCAGUCUGUGGACUUUUUACUGUUGAUGGCUUGAAGUUGAAGCUCUCCUGUGUCUCAGUCUGUGUUUUGGGUCAAGGGGGGGGGAGGUUCAGGGGGGUUGGGAAUGAGUUUUCUUUUUUAUAAUGAUGACAAAGAGGGUCUUUUUUAAAAAUGUCUGAAUGGGUUAAAGGGGGAACUGUAUUUGUGUACCGUUGUCAGUAUAAACCAUGCCUUAUGGGGACCAUCGCGUCUGUGGCCGACGUGUCUCAUUCCUGCAUUCUCCAAACCAUAUCUGGAGAGACACAAGCUUCAGGUCUAAACUACUCAUAGACUCAAUGGUGUGUAUAUCCUGUGUACAUACAGUACAGCUGAUGGAGGCCUGUGUGUUCACACUGAGAGCAACUUGACUGGCUGAGCAGUUGUGAGUGCUGUGUGAGCUGUACCUACAUCUGUAAUAUUAUCAUGCAUCUUUCAGUGGGGCUUCACCAAACUCUCCACUGUACAAACUUCUUGUAAUGAAUGCUGUUUUUCACAAACAACCUAGUGGUAUAUGUUCCAUUCUCUCUGUUUGUUUGGUUUUUUUUUUCUCCAAAAAAUGAGUAAAAAGUCAAAUUGUACACAGUAGAGCAUCAGGACUUCCUGCCAGAAAUCACCAGCCAAAAACAUACAUUCAUAUUAUUGAGACUCUUCGUCAUACCUCACAGCAGUCCAUGUGUGUGUACACAAGGGAGUAUGAUCAAGGCUUAAUGCCUCAUUCUACCUAUCGUUGUGCCCAUUUAACAGUCAACUUGUCCAUUUGCUAGAUUUGCCUCAAAUAUGUUGAAACUUCUGUGAUGGAUUAUGGAAAGACCCGACUGGAUGCCCAGAGGCUGGAUGAACAAACAGGCUCUUCAGCUGUUUGACUAUGUUCAAAACUAGUCAGUUUAUCACAUGCUGGCUGUGUAACAUACACAAUGCAUGAAUUGUGGUUCAUAAGUCUUUUGCCAGAAUGUUCCACAAAACCUCCACAGGAGGCAGGAUAGUCUCCUCACUUAUUUGUCAGCAUGUAGCAGUGGUUCUGUUUUUGUCACAGUAGUGCUCCAUGUGUAGAUUCCAUAAAACUUAUACUGUGAGUUAAGCAAUGCCCUCAACGACGUCAACUUCUUCACAAAUUGUUUGCAGUGUUUACAUCAUAAAAACUCAUAGAUAUUGGCUAUUUGUCCGUCAAUAAGAUGCGACCGAAUACUUCGGUCUCAGAAAUUAUGAGCAUCUCAAAUAUAUUGAAUGUUAAUGUGAGAACAUGAGCACAUUACAAAGAUGUGUUUAAAGUUUUGACAAGCUAACAAUACCCUACAGCAACAGUUGUUAUAACGCAGCAAGAUAACAGAAAAGGUCUAACAUAAAAUCCUUGUUCAGUCUUCAGAGAGGCAGUAAUCUGUGGGCUCCAGUCAUCAGCUGACUUCAGUUUGAGGUGACGGGACGCCCUCAAUGUUUGACACUCUCAAACUAUUUACCGCUGACUUCCUCCUAGAGGAAAGGUGGUGGAUGUCCAUUAAUAAAACACAACUAUGAAAAGGAAAUGACCUCAUAGAUGUCCUGUGUUCUGAGACUGCAUCAUUAUCAAGUUGCCUCAGCAGCUUCUUUUUUACAUUAACAAAUUUGGCAACUCAAAUAUGACUGAUGCAGUGUUUAUCCUUUGUUUCUCAUUUUGAUCAUCUGCCUUAACUGAACUUGUUCUGACUUGCUGGUCUUGUUGCUCACAGUGUGAACGCAGAAUAAGAGUCACUCACUAAAAAACUGGUUAGAGUAUACUUAUUUGUGCUUUUGAGUCAGCUGUAAUUAGAGCAAACUUCCAAAACACUGCUCCAAACGAAUGUUUCCAUUUUGUAUAUUUCGUUUCAUUUUGAGGGAGGUGAAAAUUGGAAUCAUAAACUGUUGGGAUAAAAGCAUUACGUUCUUUGUUUACCUUAUUUGUGCCUGCUUCCAUUGAAGGAUUCUUCCAGCGUCUGUAAAAAUGCUUGUGUUUAGUGUUUAUUGGAUUUUUGUAACUGCUUUUAUGCUGAUAGGCUGAUAUGAAAUGGCUGGGGCAGCAGGAAAGAAUCACUGAUAGACAUGAAAGAGCUGGUGACCAAAGUUAUCAGAGUGCAGUACACAGUGUCAUAUAUGGUCCUCAUUGUAACUCUGUCAGAAUCUAUCAGCUCUUAAGUAACAUACCUGGUCCGCUCCAGUUACCAGGAAGGAAGUGUCUGUAUUUUAUGUAAUUCUUAUCUACAGCUUGUCAGCUUGUCAAAAGAAGACAUCAAGUGCUUGCAAUUUGUGUUUUACUUUUGUUGUUGCCUUAAUUUUUGUGUGGUUUUUAUUGUUGAUACUGGUUUCUGUUGCCAAGUUAAUUCACAAGUGUUUAAAGUGCAACUGAUGCUUUGGGUUUAGGUUGUUGUCUAAGAGGCUUCUGAAACACGUGGUUUUCGUUUUCUGUAAUUACAAAACACACACACACACAAAUUAAACUACCCUGUCUUAUUUAAA